Hibiscus syriacus is the source of this 1888-nucleotide messenger RNA. Its product is annotated as homeobox protein knotted-1-like 3. The record is from RefSeq and is a predicted model, not a curated record. Gene Ontology annotation, cellular component: nucleus. Gene Ontology annotation, molecular function: DNA binding. Lineage: Eukaryota; Viridiplantae; Streptophyta; Magnoliopsida; Malvales; Malvaceae. The transcript has 6 exons. The coding region runs from base 239 to 1528 and encodes 429 amino acids. Gene Ontology annotation, biological process: regulation of DNA-templated transcription.
UUUCUAUCAUCAAACACAUUGCUUACAGUAACUUGGAUUGAUAGUUACAAUCAUUUCUUAACCUUUCUCUUACACCAUCUAUCUACGCUUUAAAAGCCAAAGCCCUCACCUUUGCUCCCACUCUCUCUCUAAAAACAAAGACUUUUUCUUUCUUUCUCUCUCUAUCGAACAACCGUUAAUUCAUAAUCGUCGAAACGUUGUGGUUGUCGUCGUAUCUCUCGCUUCUGUAUCCGUUUCCAUGGCGUUUCACCACAACAACCAUCUUUCCCAAGACCUUCCCCUCCAUCACUUCGACGACGAGCAGCAACAGCAACAAGCGGAUCAACUGGCGGAAACCGCCUGUCCCAAUUGGUUGAACACCGCCCUCCUACGCUCGCAGCAUCCUCAGUCGCCGCAGCCGCAUGGUGGUCAGUUCUCUGACCAUGGCUUCCUCAACCUUCACACUACAGAAACUGGUUCGGACUCCACCUCCACGGUUCGACAAGCUCAGAACCGAUGGCUAUCACGUUCGUCGUCUUCGCUUCUUCACCGCAACCAAAGCGACGUCAUCGACGACGUGGCGGCCACCGCGGCAGGAGGUGGUGGGGACUCCAUGAUUGCCGUGGAAUCGGGGGAUUUGAAGAACAGUAACAGCGAGACUUUGAAUAACAACAAGAGCGAAGGUAUCGUAGUGGAAAGUGGAGGAGAUGGGGCCGUGAAUUGGCAAAAUGCUAGGUGCAAGGCGGAAAUACUGGCGCACCCUCUGUACGAGCAAUUACUGUCAGCACACGUGUCGUGCCUUAGGAUCGCCACGCCGGUGGAUCAGCUCCCGAGGAUCGACGCUCAGCUGGCUCAGUCUCAGCAUGUGGUGGACAAGUACUCGGCUCUCGGCGGCGGAGCCCAGAGCUUGGUCGCCGGCGACAAAGAGCUCGAUCAAUUCAUGACGCAAUAUGUUCUGUUGCUAUGUUCAUUUAAAGAACAAUUGCAACAACAUGUUCGGGUCCAUGCAAUGGAAGCUGUUAUGGCAUGCUGGGAGAUUGAACAAUCCUUACAGAGCUUAACAGGAGUUUCUCCGGGAGAAGGAACGGGGGCAACAAUGUCUGAUGACGAUGAAGACCAAGUGGACAGUGAUGCCAACUUGUUUGAUGGAGGUUUCGACGGUCCCGAAUCCAUGGGAUUCGGACCCCUUGUCCCGACAGAGACCGAAAGGUCGUUGAUGGAGCGUGUGAGGCAAGAACUGAAACAUGAACUGAAACAGGGUUACAAGGAGAAAAUUGUGGACAUAAGGGAGGAAAUUUUACGCAAGAGGAGAGCAGGAAAGCUUCCUGGUGAUACAACAUCAGUUUUGAAAGUUUGGUGGCAGGCACAUUCCAAGUGGCCAUACCCUACUGAAGAAGAUAAGGCGAGGUUGGUUCAAGAAACAGGCUUACAACUAAAACAGAUAAACAAUUGGUUCAUCAAUCAAAGGAAGAGGAACUGGCAUAGCAACCCAUCAACUUCGAACGUCUUGAAGAGCAAACGAAAAAGAAGUAAUGAAGGUGAAAAGUGAAAAACACACGACGGUGACUAAUUAAUUUACGUGAUGUCGCAGCCGAUGAAACCCGAUUCGUAGCCGUUUUUUGCUGGUAUGCAUUGGUGCAAUGUGCUGACUGAUGCAAUAGUUUUAGGGAAGUAAAGGAAAUUAUACUAGUGUAAUUUUAUGAUUUUUGUUCACUUUUUUCUUUGUGUGGUGGUGAGUGUACAGUGCAAUAAACCUCUGCAUAGUUUGCUUACAGUCAUGCUAGAACAUCAUCAUUAUAAUAGCUUCCUUCUUCUCCAGUAUUGUAAUGUGGAGUUUGAAUUUGCAGCAGAAAGCGUUCACAUUUGGUUGCAGAUAUGCUUGAAAGGCUUCUUUUAAGGCUUUUUUUUU